Messenger RNA from Halichondria panicea, 1157 nucleotides. RefSeq names its product regulator of microtubule dynamics protein 1-like. NCBI's taxonomy places the organism in Eukaryota, Metazoa, Porifera, Demospongiae, Suberitida, Halichondriidae. The record is from RefSeq and is a predicted model, not a curated record. The coding region runs from base 97 to 1065 and encodes 322 amino acids. Gene Ontology annotation, cellular component: mitotic spindle pole; cytoplasm; mitochondrion. The transcript has 7 exons. Gene Ontology annotation, molecular function: microtubule binding.
CGUGUCUUAGUUGCCAUACAAAACCAAAGAUUCAGAAGUGUCAGAAUCAGACAAAAGAAACUUAUUUGCUAGCAAGUAGUUCGACAAAAGUUAGGUAUGUCUACACCGUGUGCAAGACAAGCUGCAAAUGUGUCCAUGAGGCGGAUAAAUCAGUGUGGUGGGCUCGCAAGGUCCCCCAACUCGCAGAGGUCACCUAACCAGGGACAAGUACUGUACAGUAGAAACGCUACAAAUACAACAGCCAGUGUAGGAUCAAGAAAGAUACCCAAGGUGCUGCUGGCAGGUGGUGGAGUGAUGGCGGCCACUAUAGCGCUGGGAUUGACUCAAACUCAAGUGGCACAAGCAACCGUAGUCGAGGACAGGAUACAGGGCGUGGUACAGUACGUUGAUGGUCUCUAUGACAGCAACAAAUGGAAAGAGGCUCUCACAUAUCUGGAGCAACACAAAGACACUAACAACCAUGAGCUGCUAUGGAGACUAGCACGGCUAUGCUAUAAGGUUGGCAAGUAUCACAGCUCUGGGCCGGAAGAGUCGAGACAGCUGUCCGUGAGAGGAAUGGAGUACGCUGACAGAGCUGUGAGGGCGGGGCCCAACAACUUUGCUUGUCACAAGUGGAAGGGGGUGCUCAUUAGUUAUUCCUCAGAGUUUGACGGCUACAAGAAAAAGAUUGAGAGGUCCUUUGACAUCAAAGACAGUUUCAAGAGAGCUAUUCAACUGAAUCCCAAUGACCCCACUUGCAGACACUUACUGGGACAAUGGUGUUACGGAGUGUCCUCUGUUCCCUGGUAUCAGAAGAAACUGGCCACCAUGAUAUUUGCAACACCUCCAAACUCAGACUUUGAAGAAUCACUCCAACACUUCCAGCAAGCGGAACAGAUUGACCCUGGUUUCUAUCCUAUGAACUGGCUGUAUAUUGGCAAGAGUUUGUUGCAGUUGGGUCGAGUGGAAGAGGCUGGUGACUGGCUACGCAAGGCAGCUAACUAUCAGAGCCAACUGGGAGAUGAUAUCGAGGCAAAAGAAGAGGCGACAGGUUUACUGAAGAGAUUAGGACUAUCACUGUCUUAGAGUUCCUAGCAACCAUUGCAAUCAUUUGGCACACUAUUAUUAUGUUUAUUUUCAUUUGCACACUGUUUAACAUUACUAUUUAUUAUUCUGAA